AUGCGCUCGCGGACGCGCCCCCUGCGGCUGCUGGUGGCGGCGCUGGCCCUGGCGACGUGCGCCGCCGCGCCCGCGCCUGUCCCCGCGCCCGGCCCCGCGCCCGCCCCCGCCGAGCCGCGCGCGCAGCGCUCCGCCAACCUCAGCCACAUCACCGGCACCUCGCGCACCAUACAGAUGUUCCUCAAGAAUCGAUAUCUCCAGCUGUUGCCCGAUGGCACCGUCAACGGUACUACAGAAGACAAAGGCGUUUACACGAUACUUCAGCGUGCGACAUACAAGGUCGGCCUCCUGACGAUCCAGGGGGUCUCCACCUGCCUCUACCUCUGCAUGGACGCCUGCGGCUUCCACUACGCUAAUAAGGAUCUGUCGGACGACUGCGUGUUCGAAGAGCACAUAGAGGAGAACAACUACAACACGUACUCGCGGAUCCGCGCCGGCAAGAAGACAUACCUAGCGCUCGACAACCGCGGUAGGUCACGCCGAACGCAGAUCCCCGUCAGUCGGCCGCUCGGAAACCUCUCGGGGUACGCGCUCACGCUGACGACGCGCUGGGAUGGGCCGCGGCAGUCGCAAUGCCCUCCGCGCCGGCACCGCGGCAAACUGAAGCGCCCGCCGCCCUUCCACAGGAAUUGCCACAAACGUCUGCAGAAGCAGAACAUGAGGCACAAGCGCAAGCACAAGAAAGCGAACGAUCCGAAGAAGAAGCAGCGGCAUCCCAAGGGUAGGAGAAAACACGACAACGGCACGACCACCACGACGGAGGUGACUUGGGACGAAUCGACCAUGUCGACCAUGUCUACCACCGAUGCAGAGUUUUUUCGGUCGGCGACCGCGCAGGAGGCGGUCGGCCGCGCGUGAGCCCGCUGCUCCUAGGCGCCGCCGUCGCGCUCGCACAAUACCGACGUUCCGCCUCUCGCGCCCCGCACACACUCCACUCCCCGGACCACUAGCCGACCUUAUACUCUAGCGCAGGGCGGCGAAACAGCGGUCACCGCCCGGUCAAUUUGCCAUCAUAUCAUUGAAUUAUCCGAAACAAACAAUUUUUGUGUUAAUAUGCAGAUGACAUGUGAACUUGUAAAUAUGAUAAGUAACAAAACAGGUUAUGGAUGGAACUUUUUCACACGACCAGUCCCAAGCGGCGAUCCCCGAUUUGGACAAUCCCGUUUGUAAAUUUGAAAUCAGUGCGCCGGUGACCCGUUUCGCCGCUUCAAGGCCGAGGUUGCUUCGAGUAUUAUGAUUAUUUUGUAUAUUAAAUGUAAUGAAAUACUCAAUCUUAUCGCAUCAUAUGAACAAAUCGAUGUCUGAGCAGCAACGUGUAACAAUAACAAAAUGAUAUUAUUCUACCAAAGCUACUGAAAUUAUCUAUCUCAAUUUAUAUUCCUAGUUCGCUUUAAAAUGUAGGUUUAUCGGCAAGAUUCCAAUUGUCUUAGUUACUGUUACUUGUCAUGAAAUUAUUAACGUAGAUGAUAUUGAUAAAGUAAUAGUAAAUUUAAUCGAAUGAAAAAAUUUGAAAUGUGUCAAGAUUAUCGUUUGGUAAGGAACUGUGUUAGGGUUAGCUAUAGGAUUCCUGUCCGUGCCCACGUGCCCUGGUGUCAUGUGAAUGUCAAAAACAUUUCAACUUUCACAUCAAACCUGUAAGAUUUCUAUUUCAAUAAAAACAAAUUGAUUAAAUAAUAGACACCAUAAGAUAUUAUCCGGUUCAUUUAUUAAAUUUUCCCGCUCAAUCUAGUUUCCUCUGUAUUUAAAGAAAAUUGACGUACUUUCGAACUGUCAGAACCAUUUUUAACAGUUCGAAAGUACAUCACUAUACUACCUCUAUGGUUGUUUCUUUGCAUUGUGGACGCGAACCGGAGUCGUAGAAAGGUUUUGUACUUAGUUGGAUGAUUGGGGGAUUAAUUUCAUAAGAAAUUGACUGAAAAUAUAUGACUGAGUAAUGUAGGUUUGUUGGUUUCGGAAUAGGUAAGGCAUUGUGCGGCGGACGGCUGGCUAUUUUUAUAAGUUCGAAAUACCAGAGACAAGCGGCCUUGGUUUGUUUCUGUAAAAAAAAAAAACAAAUUGGAACGUUAUUUUGUGUUACUAUCGAUAGAUGCUAUUUUCUCGAAUAACACAUCAAUUCAAGACUGCUUGUCUCGGGCAAUUCAGAAAAAUAAAUUAGUGAUAAACGAUUAACGGAGAUGAAGUGACUACUAGUAGAUAGUUCUUAAAACGUGUAUCUAAUUUGUAAAUUAUUUAUUUUCCAUAGAGAAAGUCGUAUUUUGUUAACGUUUUAGUUGAUGUUUUUUUUUAAUUAUUAUUAUUCUCUUGUCCCCUUAGUUCCAACCGAAUGUAGAUACGUAGGAUUUCAUACGCUUGUACUUUUAGUGAGCCAAUUUUGUGUAUUAUAUUAUUAUACUCGGUUCGGUAGCGAUAUGUGCUUUUAAAUGAUUUUUGUAUAGAGUAUGGACGCUUUAAUUGUGAUUGUAUGGACUCGAAGCGCGGUGUCAUUCGUUUUAGAGAACCCUCGCAUUUUUGUACGUAGUUUACGAUAAAACUUCUAUAGGAUUCAGCGAAUUUAAUUUAUUCUUCAGUUCACAUUCAAACUAUAAUUUGACAAUUUAGUUCUGAUCUGCAACGAUAAUUUAAAUCAAAACGGAAAUUUUUAUUUUUCCUUUAUUGAGGAUUUUAUUGAUUUUUAACGUUCCACCUACGCUUACCAUUUCUUUUAAAACGUCUUACUCGACAUCGAUCGCUGAAUCUUAGUCAAGGGUUUCGGAAACAUGUGCAACAAGCUUUAUGAAUGUACCUAUAUGUUAGUUGAAUGAUAUUGCAGUUUAUUUAUGAUGUAUGUAUUUUAUAAAAGAAUCACGCGAAAAUGACAUGCAAUCUUUAACAAUAUAAAGCAUUUAUUUUGUCUUAAAAACGUCGGUGACAUUACAUCGAUGUAUCGAUUUGUGUCCUUUUCGAUUGAAUAAAAAUAAUCGAUCAAUCGGGUUCAUAAAUACUUUACUCGUUAUCGUAUUGUAUGUAAAUUAAACCGUGCGAUUUUAACAUUAGAAUAGCACCAGUAUUUGGAUAUUGUAAAAAUGUUCUCCAUUACAAUAUCUAGUUUUUAUUAGUUUUAUAUUCUGUAGUCGCUGUAAGUAAUGUCAGUAAUUGGACGUAUUGAACUGUCAAUGUCAUUAAAAUUCAUAAUGUAAAGAGAACUUUAUGAUAAACACGAUGUAAAACGAGCCUAAUAUUUUCAUAUUGCA
This is a messenger RNA of Papilio machaon (common yellow swallowtail), 3230 nucleotides long. It is a transcript of the gene bnl, whose product is annotated as fibroblast growth factor 10. Gene Ontology annotation, molecular function: fibroblast growth factor receptor binding; growth factor activity. The transcript is spliced from 3 exons. Bases 1 to 858 code for a protein of 285 amino acids. Lineage: Eukaryota; Metazoa; Arthropoda; Insecta; Lepidoptera; Papilionidae. The record is from RefSeq and is a predicted model, not a curated record. Gene Ontology annotation, biological process: positive regulation of cell population proliferation; fibroblast growth factor receptor signaling pathway; positive regulation of gene expression. Gene Ontology annotation, cellular component: cytoplasm.